UCAUUUUAAUGCAAUGUACUUAUAAUGUAGCUGCAGACAGUAUCAAACAAAAUCUGAGAUUGAGAUCUUUCUUCGUAUUUCAAAACGAAUCCGAGCUGUAAGUGAUAUUCUGACGAUGCGGGCUUCUCUCAACACUUGUUUACAAACGGAUUCUCAAUUAAAUGAAGGAGUUGAGAAUGAUGUCCAUGGCCAAAAAAAAGUACAACUUCCGAAAAAAUCGAUCUAUAUCUUGGACACAGUGAGCACAGCACGUAGAUGAACAGAUAGAGCCCCUGGUUGACGGCCCCUACAUUAUAUCGCUAUUCCGUAGCGUUUUUGCAGCUGCAGUAGCGGAGUCUAUGUGCUCUCCUCUCCCCGGCGUGAUAAACCCAGAGUCGCGAUAAAAACUUAUGCCCAAUCUGAAUUUAUAAUCACCCUUCAGCAUAUUGAGAGGCUUCAAGAUGCUCCACCAAUGCGCUUCGACCUCAUAGAAGUUAUUUUUAGUCAAAGAUAAGGAAACGGUGGAGGGGCUUUCUUUGUGAAGUUUUGUUGAAGUUUGCUGACGGGAAAAAAGAUCACCAUGGCAACAAAUAAGUCUGGGAGAAUUGCACUCAUCUUCACCGCCUUUUUCCUGUUUGCAGCAAUGACAGCGCUCUCCAUACUGAACAAAUAUUUUGGGAAAGAGCUAGGAAUAUUCAACAGAUCCACCGGCGAUGUAUCCCGGAUGUUUCCACUAAUGAUAAAUCCACCCUGGCCCAUCUUCUUCAUCUGGUACAUUGUUUUUGCGCUUGAACUGGUUCUCAUUCUGUACGGUAUCACGACAAUCUGCCGUAAAACAAAAGGCGGUAGAAGUAUCUAUCUUCUCUCCCUCACUCCCCCGCGGGUCUACGGUCUUCUGGUGGCCAAUAAUUUGGCGGUGGUGCUAUGGCUAUAUCUGUGGAACUGGGGGUACACGGUGGCAUCCUUUAUCAUCGUAUUCUCACUUCCGGUCACGAUGUACAUCAGCUUCUACACGUCGCUAAAACAACUCUUCAACAACUUUGCGGUGCUCAUUCAAGAGGAGACCCAGAGUGAAAUAUGGGUCGUAAGAUUCCUGGUUCAGAAUGGACUGGGAUUUAUCUCCGCCUGGCAGACAGUUGUGAUGUUCUUGAAUCUCGGCGUUGUGCUGAGGUACGAGGUAGGGGUGCCCGAUGAGAUCCUUUUCCUUGCCCUGCUCGGAGCAAUGGCGCUACUGGAGCUGGCUUGGUUCUGGUUGGACGUGUUUGUGAUCGACCGUUACACAAGGUACAUUCUGCUCCCCUACAUCCCCUGGCUAGCGACUUGCUGCGGACUAAUCUGGAAAUGGCAAACUCUCUUCUACGACUGGGGAAGGGACACCAUCACUCUAUUCUGUUGCAGCGUGCUCGCACUUCUCUGCUUAACAGUAAAGAUUAUAUUUCUCGUUUACCGACAUAAUAAAACCAACAUGCAGAAGAACGUAGACAAAGGAAUAGAAGACAAGAGUGAAAAGUCCAAGGAAGAACAGAAAGCCGACUCAAAGAAUAAAACAUGUGUCACGUUUGCCGUAGAGAACGAACAGAUAAACACCGCAGCGGAAAACCAGAAAGAGGCACCAAAGGAGGACAAAACCAUAGCUGUGUGCCCCGUGGUACCGGCAAGCGAGGUCCAGUACAACAGGAUCGAAAUGGAGACCAAUGAAACCACCAACUGCAACACAGUCAUCGUCCACAGUGACGCGAUAGAAUCUAAUGCAAUGGAAUCCAUUCAGAGAGAUUCAGCAACCGCGCAACAGGAGAUGGUAACCGAAGAAAAAGUUACUGAAGAGAUUGACGUCAAAACAGAUAAAGAAGAUGGCGAUAAUGUUAUACUCACCGAGACAGCACACGAAAAGUCAGAAUCUAAAACUGAGAAAGACGAAGAGGAAAUUCCGCCACCCCCUGUAGAGGCGGAGGAAGUAAACGCUGAACCAAAACAAGAAAGCGAACAAUUAGAUAAAGAAGAGGAAGUUCCGCCUCCCGCUUAUGACGUGCCAGUCCAAGACACCAUUACGGAACAAGAGGUACCGGAACUAGAGGAACCGGAACAGGCUUCUUCAAGCCUAACAGAGGAAGCGUUGGAGGAAACCAAUAAUGUGUGUCAAAACGACAAUUUAAUUGAUUUUAAUGAUCAAGAAAACUCUGUUCCGGACCAGACUAAAAACGUGACCGAGCAGCUAUCAACAGACGCAACUGUUACAGAGCAAAUACCGACAGAGAACGAAGACGACUGUAGGCCGCCUGACAAUGACUCUGUUAACUCAACAACUGUGCAGAUAGACGACCCGAUGGAGGACUUCGAGGUCGAGAAUGAAAGGAACGAGAACGAGGAGCUGGAGCUGGUACAGACCCCACCCCCGCUCCUGGAGGACGACGACUACGAGGGGACGUACAUCGUGAGGGAGCCGGGCCUUGACGACGGAUACCGCUACGAUCCAUCGGAACCGGAAGAUUUCCCGCAGGUGCCCGAUACGGACGAUCCGUUACCCUCCCCUCCUACGUCACCGGCGUCAGACCCACUUCCGAGUCCCCCCACUGUUCCUGUUUCUGACGGUGAGGAGUAUGACGACUCGGACGAAGACGAGGCCCCGCCCGUACCCCCACAGGAUUAUAACAUGCCCGGUAAACCAUAUCAGAUCCCUGCGGAAUCUAUAGAGUCCCAACCUAUAACCAGCAAUGGUUACUCCGAACAGCGGCGCCCCGUGAGCUUUGGGACGGUGGACACUGCCGUCUGAGUGUGGUAAAACUCCUUGUAAAUAUAAACACAGGUCUAUACAGACCAAGGGAAUAAACACGUGAGCUGCCAUGACAGUGACGAUUACAGGUGUACCAGUUUUGUGUAAUUUAGACUGAGAGCUAAGUGCUACUUACUGUAGAAUACUCAUGACUAUUUCUACUGAUUUUGUACAGAUUGUAUAUAUGGGACCAUAGUCUUCAAAUCUUCAUAUUUAGUCACCUUUUUAACAAAGUCAUUAGUCAUUUAGACAUAGGACUAACAAAGCAGUGACAGGUGAUCAGUCGUUCAUUUAAGCAUUUAUAUAAGAAAAUUAUAUAUACACAAGAAGAACAGUAAAAAUCUAUAAACUAGUACAUGUAAUCAUAUUACAGGUAUAAUUGAAAACUACCACCUCAAGAAUUCCGAUUUCCCAAUAAGUCUGCGGAUAAUUUGUACCAUUUUGAAUAUAUCAUGUUUUUAUUUAUAAUU
Molecule: messenger RNA, 3219 nt
Organism: Magallana angulata
Lineage: Eukaryota; Metazoa; Mollusca; Bivalvia; Ostreida; Ostreidae
Exons: 3
Coding region: 560-2749 (729 amino acids)
Source: RefSeq, a predicted model, not a curated record